CCCUUUCGGGGCUCCGGACGACCAGCAACCCCGGGCUGGGUUGGGGGCCCGAGUGACUGAAGGGCGCUGCUGCUUCGCGGACCCGGGAGGCGAGAGGGUAUCAGAAGAGCAGAUGUUGGUCUUUGGGAUGCUGAAACAGGUGGUCCAUGGGACAGCACAGAGCAGAGCCUCUGGCUGCUGGAGGUUUGUCUUGCCUGUGCGGUUUCUAGGCGGCUCCCCACAUGGAAUCCCAGCAGACGCCAGCUUCCACUCCACCUCGUUCUCCAAAGAAGAGCCUCCCCGGGUCUUGAUCACAGGGGGUCUUGGCCAGCUGGGAGUAGGACUUGCUAACCUUUUGAGGAAACGAUUUGGGAAGGACAAUGUGAUUUUAUCAGACAUAAGGAAGCCCCCUGAUCAUGUCUUCCACAGUGGCCCGUUUGUUUAUGCCGACAUCCUGGAUUACAAGAACCUUCGUGAGACUGUGGUGAACCACCGUAUCAGCUGGCUCUUCCAUUACAGUGCUCUGCUGAGUGCUGCCGGAGAAGCAAAUAUGUCCUUGGCCAGAGAUGUGAAUAUAACUGGACUGCAUAACAUUCUAGAUGUUGCAGCCGAAUACAGCGUGAGGUUGUUUGUGCCCAGCACGAUUGGGGCUUUUGGACCUACCUCUCCUCAGAACCCUGCGCCUGAUCUUUGUAUUCAAAGGCCCAGGACCAUCUAUGGGGUAUCCAAGGUCCAUGCAGAGCUCAUGGGAGAAUACUAUUACUACCGGUAUGGCUUAGAUUUCCGGUGCCUGAGGUAUCCUGGAAUCAUUUCUGCAGAUUCCCAGCUCGGAGGAGGGACAACUGACUACGCAGUCCAGAUUUUCCAUGCUGCAGCAAAGAACAGCACAUUUGAGUGCAACCUCAAGGCCAGCACCAGGCUCCCCAUGAUGUACAUCAGCGACUGCCUCAGGGCCACCCUGGAAGUCAUGGAGGCCCCUGCAGAGCGCUUGUCCAUGAGGACCUACAACAUCAACGCCAUGAGCUUCACCCCCGACGAGCUGGCCCAGGAGCUCCGAAAGCACGCGCCCAACUUCCAGAUCACCUACUGUGUGGAUCCUCUCAGGCAGGCCAUAGCGGAGAGCUGGCCCAUGACCCUAGAUGACAGCAACGCCCGGAAGGACUGGGGCUGGAAGCAUGACUUUGAUCUUCCAGAGUUGGUGGCUACGAUGUUCAACUUCCUCGGAGCCAGCGCCAGAGUUGCCCAAGCUAACUGAAAGAGGAGGAGCCGUUCCCAUGUCCUCACAGUGUAAGGGGCGCUAAGUUGGAGGACUAACCGGACUGAAUUCUGGCAGCUCACAUGGACCUUCUGGGUUGCCUUUGUUGUGUGCCUGAGCUGGUCAACGUGGCCCUAGGGGUGGUGGCUAUCUCUUGGGAUUUGCAACACUUAUAUUUAAGUAAAUUCGAUUUAAGUAUCA
This is a messenger RNA of Psammomys obesus (fat sand rat), 1435 nucleotides long. RefSeq names its product L-threonine 3-dehydrogenase, mitochondrial. Gene Ontology annotation, biological process: L-threonine catabolic process. The record is from RefSeq and is a predicted model, not a curated record. The transcript is spliced from 9 exons. The coding region runs from base 113 to 1234 and encodes 373 amino acids. NCBI's taxonomy places the organism in Eukaryota, Metazoa, Chordata, Mammalia, Rodentia, Muridae. Gene Ontology annotation, molecular function: L-threonine 3-dehydrogenase activity.